AUGGCCACUAUCACCGACGUUGCCGAUGUUGAGGGCUGGAUACAGCAUCUGAUACAGUGCAAGCAAUUGCCAGAGGCCGAUAUCAAGAGACUGUGCGAAAAGGCGCGCGAGAUCCUGAUGGAAGAAUCCAACGUCCAGCCUGUUCGCUGCCCAGUCACCGUGUGCGGUGAUAUUCAUGGACAAUUUCACGACUUGAUGGAACUUUUCCGGAUCGGGGGCAACUCGCCCGAUACAAACUACCUCUUCAUGGGAGACUACGUUGAUCGUGGCUACUACUCUGUCGAGACCGUGACGCUACUCGUGGCGCUCAAGGUCCGUUACAAGAACCGUGUUACCAUCUUGCGUGGAAACCAUGAGUCGCGUCAAAUCACACAGGUUUAUGGAUUCUAUGACGAGUGCCUUCGCAAGUACGGUAAUGCCAACGUAUGGAAGGCCUUCACGGAUCUUUUUGAUUACCUUCCCUUGACCGCCUUGAUUGAGGACCAAAUUUUCUGUCUUCAUGGCGGUCUUUCGCCAUCAAUUGAUUCCUUGGACCACAUUCGCUCGUUGGAUCGCAUCCAGGAAGUACCUCAUGAAGGACCCAUGUGCGAUCUGCUUUGGUCUGAUCCCGACGACCGCUGUGGAUGGGGUAUCUCGCCCCGUGGGGCUGGCUACACGUUCGGACAGGAUGUUUCGGAAACCUUCAACCACAACAACGGAUUAACACUGAUUGCCAGAGCCCAUCAGCUGGUUAUGGAGGGCUACAACUGGUGCCAGGAUCGCAAUGUAGUUACAAUCUUCAGCGCUCCAAAUUACUGUUACCGCUGUGGCAACCAGGCAGCCAUCAUGGAGAUUGAUGAGCACCUGAAGUAUACGUUCCUGCAGUUCGACCCUGCUCCUCGCCGUGGCGAGCCCCAUGUCAGCCGCCAUGUUCCUGACUACUUCAUGUAA
Messenger RNA from Gamsiella multidivaricata, 930 nucleotides. Its product is annotated as serine/threonine-protein phosphatase 2A catalytic subunit alpha isoform. The transcript has 4 exons. The record is from RefSeq and is a predicted model, not a curated record. Gene Ontology annotation, cellular component: cytosol. Gene Ontology annotation, molecular function: protein serine/threonine phosphatase activity. Gene Ontology annotation, biological process: peptidyl-serine dephosphorylation; mitotic cell cycle. Lineage: Eukaryota; Fungi; Mortierellomycota; Mortierellomycetes; Mortierellales; Mortierellaceae. The coding region runs from base 1 to 930 and encodes 309 amino acids.